Iphiclides podalirius (scarce swallowtail) is the source of this 3126-nucleotide messenger RNA. The record is from the annotation of a GenBank genome assembly. NCBI's taxonomy places the organism in Eukaryota, Metazoa, Arthropoda, Insecta, Lepidoptera, Papilionidae.
AUGUUCCUGAGAAAAUAUUUUAUAUCUAAAGCUAAUUGUACAAGAAGGCUACUGCAAGUAGAUUAUGGUUUACACUUUUUUCAAAAUCAAUCUCUGCAAUCAAAGUUCUAUCACAAUCAUGAUGUGUCAACCCAUAUAAGCAAACAUGAAUUUUUCGCCAGACACAGUAACUUGUCAUAUCUUUACUCUUCAUACCUUAUAACAGUACAUAGGAGAAAUUAUUCAAAUGGUUUACUGGAUGGAGAAAUUUCAGCAUUAAAAAAAACCCAGCAUGAAAAGGAAUUAAAAAGGAUAUCUGAACUAUUUCCACAACCUAGAGUGACACUCAAUGAACUAAAUAGCAAGACACCUGAGAGAGUAUUUGAAAUACUCUACAAGCAAAAUGUGGUUGCUCCGAAGGGUGGUAGGAAGAAAAUCACACACAACAAUGACUGGACAUGCACAUACAAAUUUAUUUGGCCAGAAAAGAUACAGUUUGAGAGUACCGCAAUCUCCAAACGUCAAGCAGCUGAAAAAUCUGCAACCCAAGCUUUACAUUGGCUGUACAUAAACAAGCGCAUAGACAAUAAAGGCAAUCCAAUUUAUGAUAAGAAAGUAUUAGAUGAAAUAAGAAGUACUAUCAAUGAACCACUACAUGCGGCAAUCAGUGAAAACUCUGUAGAACGAAUUGAUAGGAUAUGGAACGACUAUGAGACUAAUAUCAAACACAUCUAUGAAAAAACUUUCGCUGAAGCAAAACACAGACUUUUGGCGACAACUACCUCUUUAAAGAAGGAUUCAACCAUUGACCUGGAAGAUCAAUCCGAGGACCCCCUAGAAUCUCAGAUUGAAGAUGAUAGGAGUUUAUCAGACACGAAGACGCACGUCAAUCCAGUUUGCGGUCGUGUAUUAAACCCACCUUCUGAAUCCGCUUUGGCGAGACGUGACAAAACUCUGAGGCAAAAGUUCAAGAACUACGAAGAGCAACUCGCCCCUCUGCCAAUAGACGGUUACGCAGAGGAAAUAACAACGAGACUGAACGACUCCCGCGUCUUGGUAAUAGUGGGGGCCGCUGGUUGUGGGAAGUCAACACGGGUGCCGGCGAUGGUCCUGCGCCAAUGGGGUUCGUCGGUGACUGCAAUGGUAUCUGAGCCAAGACGGGUGGCGGCGAUAGGGCUGGCCGAGAGGGUGGCAGACGAAUUGGGCGAGGAGACAGGGGAAUCGAUAGGCUACCAAGUCCGUCUACACUCCAAGUUGCCUCGACCCACCAGUGGCAUUGUCCUGUAUUGUACGUCGGGAGUUCUGUUGCGAAGGUUACAACUGAAUCCAGGUUUGGAAGGGUGCUCCCACGUGUUCAUAGACGAGGCACACGAACGUGACGUCAACACUGACGUCACUCUGUUGCUGCUUAAACGGGCUCUCGAAAUCAAUCCGACACUGAAAGUUAUCAUAAUGAGUGCAACUCUAGACACGGAGGUAUUCACGAAAUACUUCGACGCGUGCCAAUUGGUCGAAGUGCCUGGGCGCACGUUCCCAGUGAAAGUGUCCCAUCUAGAGGAAAUCCAGAAGAGGUACCGUUUGAAUCUGCCAAUGACCAUUCAAAACUCCACCAAGGAAGAUGGCAGACCGCAUAUCAACUGUCAAGAAGUCGCGGAAGUGGUGAAAGCGGUGGACAGGUCUGAGCCGGAGGGCGCCAUACUGGUUUUCCUCCCCGGCUGGUCGGAGAUAAAACUUGUGAAGACGAUACUCGAGGAGUCUUUCGCUAAUUCAUGCCAACAUAUGGUUGUGCCGGUGCAUUCGAGGCUGUCCACCGCUGAGCAGACGAGAAUGUUCGAGAAGCCCACGCCCGGCGUCAGGAAGGUGGUGCUGGCUACGAACAUAGCAGAGACCUCUAUAACCAUACCCGACGUCGUGUAUGUGAUCGACACUGGGUCCCACAAGGAGAACAGAACUAAGGAAGGCACCGGGACGGCGAGCUUGGAAACUGUUUGGGUUUCUCGGGCUGGUGCUAAGCAGAGGGCUGGCAGAGCUGGGAGGGUGCAACCAGGUCAAUGCUUCAGGAUGUACACGAAAGAGAGGGAAGACAGUUUCGUUGAUCACACAACACCGGAGAUUUUGAGGAUACCUCUGGUGCAGACCGUACUGGAUUGUAAGACUUAUUCACCAGACGAUAAGGUCGAGAAUUUCCUGUCACAACUGCCUGACCCCCCUAGCGGGAAGAAUGUGCAGUUGGCGGUCAGCGAUCUGAUCGAUUUAGGGGCCCUCUCUCAGUCCGAGGGUCUGACCCGCUUGGGCUCCCUGCUGGCGGGGAUGACCCUCCACCCCCGGCUGGGCUGCUGCCUCCUCUACUCCGCGGUGUUGGGCAACACCGUAGCGAUGGCUAACGUCGUCUCGCACUGUUCCGACAACGUGGAACUGUUCGCCAACGCCCCCGACAGGAGGGAAGAGAUCCGCGAGAUCAAGCGCCGCUUCAACGAGACAUCGGACCACGCUGCGCUGCACUGGAUCCAGGAGGAGUUCGAGAGGAGAACGGACGGGAGGGGCAGGGAGGGGGCGAGGGCGUGGUGCGACGAGCUCGGCCUGCGCGCCGACAGGCUCGGCUACGUGAGAUCGGUGUCCAACCUCCACCUGCAGCAGCUGCUGACGUCGGGCUUCGUGGAGCGGGACCCUGACGUGGAGGAGCUGAACCGGUUCUCCGACGUGGACGAGCUGACGGCGGCGACCCUGCUGGCGGGCGCCAACUCCUUGCUGCGCACCAGGAGGAUGGUGCGCGCCAAGGGCAAGCUGGCGACAGUGACCCAGGUCGUCACCAGCUCGGGCGAGCGCGCGCACGUGGGCGCGGAGAGCGUGAACCACUCCUUGGCGAAGCGGCGGCCGGGCGCGCGGCUGCUGGCGCACUUCGGCGGCACCCACUCGGCGGAGCGGCGCGCGCUGCUCGUCUACAGGAGCUCGCUGCUGCCGCCGCACGCGCCGCUGCUCUUCUCCAAGGGGCCGGUGGCCGCUCAGGAGAGCGACGAGGACGAUACGACUCUGUUGAUCCUGCCGCGACAUAGGCUACAAAUUCACGUGCCUAGAAGCCAAGCGGGUAGUAUUCUGAAGGCGCGCGAAAUGCUGUGGAGGACUUUCAGUUCUACGUUGAAAGGGACU